UGUUACUUCACUCGCGCUGUCCGUUUUGCCAAAUUUUCACGUCAAAAUAGACAUUUCCUUACGUAUACCGGUGCUGGCCAUGUUUUUAUGACUUUUGCAGGGAAAAAGCCGUUAUCCGCAUUGCUCUCUACGCUACUGCCUUAUGCUGAAAUCCUUUGUUGCUAGUUAACUGAUCGAGUGCUAUUGGGCGAGACAUAGGCGGAAAUGGCCCUUGGUACAACCCUUUUUCUAUAGGAGUCAGUCCCCUGGCUGCGAAAUGCUCGCUCAGAGUUCAGCUUCAACCAACGCUUGUCGGGGUUUGGCCAGGCACGCUUGGCUUGUCGGGCGGACUUGCGGAGGACUUAAGGCACGCUGCUUUAGAGAAUCACCAGCGCCUCGGGUAAUGGCGUCAACCUCCUCGACUUCUCGGUCCUGUUUCUCGGGGGCUUCAGCGACGGAGCUUCAACGAUGGCUGGAGCAAGGUGGUGUGGAUACAGCCGCAUACGGCCAGGGCAUGGCCAAGACAGUGCAUGAGCUCUUUGAUGAGGUGUCCAAGCAGGAGAGUGUGUUGGAGCUGGAGGGCGGGCGGGCGCUGCGGAUUGUGAAUGUGCUGUCACUGCACAUACUCAACAGCAGGGGGCAGAUCCUGUUUGAGGACGAGCAGGUGCUGCCCGACGGUCGCUCCCGGCGGCGCAACGUGCCGGUGAGUGAGAAGAUGGUGGGCGAGGAGCCCUGGACGGCGGCGCUGCACCGGGCGGUGCGGGAGGAGCUGAGCAGCGCGCUGCCGGAAGACUACCAGGUGACGCUGCUUGACAACUCCUACUUCCUGCGCACCGAGUACUCCAGCUCCAUGAGCUACCCGGGGCUGCUCACAAAGUACAUCUUCCACCGCGUGAAGGCGCGCGUGUCGGGCAUCCCCGAGAGCCCCUUCAGCACGGUGGAGGCUCGGCCGGGGGGGCAGCUGCUGACCAGGUGGGUGUGGAAGCAGCCGCCAGCGCAGGAGACGUUCUGAAGGGCUGCAGCGGCAGCAACAGGUGCAGCGGCGGUAGCAGACGGGGGCAGCAGCAGCGGCGGUAGCAGACGGGGAGCAGGCGUACCCGCAGGCGGGAGGGCUUAGCGGAGGCCUUGUGCGUUUUCGGAGGAAUGAGGAAGGAAGGAAAGCAGGAGGCGGAGGCCGCAAUUGGAGCGCUAGGUGUCAUGUUGCCGGGUUGCGGGAAAGGUGCGCGGCCGCGCAGCGGCUUAGUCGACUUGAGAGAGGAAUGAGGUGCAAAAUGAAGAGGCGGGCAGGAUCGUCGGGCGAAGGGGAAGGGUAUCCUGCUCUGAUCCCUGUUUUAUGGUGGUUGGUGGAGGUGAUCUUCGGCGGGCAGCAGAUGCCGUGAAGGGGGCGGGCGAGAGGCGAGGGGGGCACACAUGCAAGGACGUGCGGAGGAGGGUUUGCUUGCGUGGGUGCAGCCGGCAGGGGUCGGUAUUGGGGAAUGCCGUGUGCGGACUUGACCUCUCUGGUCUGGAUCUGGAUUUACUGGUGACCUGCAUGCUUGCCUGGCGCUGCAGUGUGGGCGUGCAUCUCUCAGACCAUCUAGACUGCUUGGGAAAGAAAUGGAGAGCAGGGAAUCGGCUGGUGUGACACUGACUGAACGUCUUCCCUUGGCAUUUUGUUCAGAGCUACCGACUUCAGUGACCUUCUGUGUGAGCAACUGUUUGCGAGGCAGCUGAGGUUUCCAGCGAGGAGAGGCGGGGGUGCCUGCUGCGGCGUACACGCCAGGAAUACGUCCCAUGUGCUGUGGUUCGGGGGAAGGUUGGGAUGGGGUGCGGGGGUGCUGCUCCAAAACACAUGUCAGUGCAUUUUGCCCGUGCGCCCCGAGGACCCCCCCUCCCUCCGUUCCGUUUUCGCUGUACCCC
This is a messenger RNA of Astrephomene gubernaculifera, 1878 nucleotides long. NCBI's taxonomy places the organism in Eukaryota, Viridiplantae, Chlorophyta, Chlorophyceae, Chlamydomonadales, Astrephomenaceae. The record is from the annotation of a GenBank genome assembly.